UCCAGCUGCUGCAUACAGGCGCAGUGGACGGCUGAUGCCUGGGCUUCACCAGGACUUGACUUUUGCAGGACAAUAGUGGUUUCCUAUUUGUAUUUAACCGAUUUUUUACUGCUUUUGAACGCUUGGUGGGGUUCGAAGGGAAGCUACGUCUGUUAUUAACGGUUUUCGCCAUGAUUUAAAUGAGGCGACACACCUUUUUGUAAAGGACUGGUGUGAAAUAUCUGCAUCCCGAAUCUCUGUGACUGUUUACAGUUGGUCAAAUUUGAUUUGUAACCACGCGAUGGACAAGGAUAUCGUUCAUUCGAGCUUGUGGGAUUCUUUGCCGAUUUAGUUUUGCAGAAGUGUGUAUGUGAAUGAGCUGGUAGCGCACACAUCCCAGCCAACUGUAACCUUCAAGCUAACGUCAAUGACAGCUAGCGGUUAGCUGGUGUAAGUUGGUGGAUUUCCGAGAGUUUUCAUCAUUCUUCCGCUGCGCGUUUGCAGAGGGAUGCGUGAACGCGAUGCACUGAAUAACGAACGGGACGAAGAGCGUGUCGAGAUCUGGCGGGGCGCUGCUGAUCGUGAACAGCUUGUGUCAAGACAUCGCCAUAGUGCCACGCGCAGAGAGGGAUUUCAUUCAUCCGAGCCUACCCGGCGUUAAACAUGGCCUCUGCAGCCAGCAGCCUCGCUGCAUCCAUCGCCAGCAAAACCAAAACCGAGAAAAAGAAGAAGAAGCAGCAUUUCGUGUCUCAGAAGGUGAAGCUGUUUCGGGCCAGCGACCCGCUGCUCAGCGUCUUGAUGUGGGGAGUGAACCACUCGAUAAAUGAACUCAGACACAUCCAGAUUCCUGUUAUGCUGAUGCCUGAUGACUUCAAAGCCAACUCGAAGAUUAAGGUGGACAACCACCUCUUCAACAAAGAGAACAUGCCAAGCCAUUUUAAGUUUAAGGAGUACUGUCCCCUAGUCUUCCGCAAUCUGAGGGAGCGGUUCUCCAUUGAUGAUCAGGAAUAUCAGAACUCUCUGACUCGCAGGGCCCCAAUUCCCAGUGACGCUCAGGGCCGCAGUGGAGCUCGAUUCCACACUUCAUACAACAAGAGGUAUGUCAUCAAGAUCAUCACCAGCGAGGACGUGGCCGAGAUGCACAACAUCCUGAAGAAGUACCACCAGUAUAUAGUGGAGUGCCAUGGAAACACGCUGCUCCCUCAGUUUCUGGGCAUGUACCGCCUCACAGUGGACGGAGACGAGACCUACAUGAUCGUCACUCGCAAUGUUUUCAGCCACCGCCUGCCUGUUUACAAAAAAUAUGACUUAAAGGGAUCUACAGUGGCAAGAGAAGCUAGUGACAAAGAAAAGCCACGUCCACCUGAAGAGGCUCCGUCCAAAUCACGCAUGAGCCAAAAGCUACAAACCAUCCGGAUCGCCACACGAUUUUACUGCGCCAUAAGACACACAAAAGAGCUCCCGACUUACAAAGACAACGACUUCAUCAACGACGGCCAGAAGAUCUGCAUAGACGAUGAAAACAAGAAAAUGUUUCUGGAGAAGCUGAAGAAUGACGUCGAGUUCCUGGCGCAGCUGAAGCUGAUGGACUACAGCCUGCUGGUGGGCAUUCAUGAUGUGGAGCGAGGAGAGCAGGAGCAGCCAGAGGAGGAGAGCGAGGACAAUGAUGCGGGUGAGGAGGAGGGCACUGAGAGCGACGGAGGGGCCACCGGGUCCCCGCCGGACAGUCCCAGUAACACGCUGGACACUAAUAGGCCUUUGGGGCCAGGAGAGUUUGACCCCGUCAUUGACGUAUAUGCCAUCAAGAGCCAUGAAAAUGCUCCUAAAAAAGAAAUCUACUUCAUGGCGGUGAUUGACAUUCUCACUCCAUAUGAUGCCAAGAAGAAAGCAGCUCACGCAGCCAAAACUGUCAAACACGGGGCAGGGGCAGAGAUCUCAACGGUCAACCCUGAGCAAUACUCAAAGCGCUUUUAUGAUUUCAUCGCCACCAUUCUGUCCUAACUGAGGCUGGAAGGGGAUGGAGAAACAGGUGGUCACACAUAUGAGCUCAUAUCCUGGGAAAGGGUAACAGAUCCAGUGUCUCUCUCUUUCUCUCUCUCUCCGUCACUGGAUCACUUCUCAGAUCUGUCAAGAUCUUUUUUUGUUUACACUUUCUUUUUUCUCCUCCGUUCGAUUCGUUCGGUAGGUUUCUGGCUCCGUGUGGUUGAAAAGGCAUACAUGUGAUAUAGUCAAGCAUAUAUAGCGUUCUGUACCUUCGUUGUUAGAUAUCGUUGAUUGAGAAAUGAGUGAUGUUGUUCGUGACCAGCUACGUGGUAUGAUUCUCAUACUGGAAUUCUCAAAGCUGCUUAAAUAUUUAUUAUUAUCCUUAUGUUUUCUGCAGAGUUGUUCUUAAUAAAAAUGUCCAAUUUUGAAAAAUACAUUUAAAUAUAUAUAUAUGUAUUUGGUUUUAUGAAGUAAAUUUAGCCCUGAACAAAUAUGACCAUCGUCAGAGUAAAAUAAAUUAGAGUGUUUGAAAGUGUUUAUUGCACUAUCGCUCUUUAGCUUCAGGCAGUACCUCAAAUCAGAUCCGUCUGUUUACAAAGCGUAUACUGGAGGUCAGAUGUUUGGAAGAAUUAUUUUUAUGUAUUCAACAUCUACAAGGUUUCAUCUAAAAUACUGAAAAAGUAAUAUUGCUGAAUAUUUUUGGUGUCAAUAAAUUUUAAAUUGUCAGUUAUACCUGUGAUGCAAAGAUCGCUUCAGUCUUCAGUGCCAUAUGAUUGUUCAGAAAUCAUUCUAAAAUUCUCAUUCGCUGCUUAACUAAAUAUUAUGAUUGUACUUUAUAUUAAUAUUUAAAACUGCUGAUUAAUUGGUAAUUGUGUCGCAGCUCAGUUUUGAUUUUUUAAUUGUUUGAUUUUAGUAUGGAAAAAAACUUUACAAUGGGUGUCGGCGGGAUCUUAAAAAGUCUUAAAAUGUCUUAAUCAGAUCACAUGAUUUUGGCACGAUUUCCUUGACGUAGGGUGUCGCGGGAAGUUGUAAACUACAAAUGGGUGUCGAUAACUAAUAAACAAGUAAUGUGGCAUUACUUGUAUAUUAGUUAACGAUUUGUACGUUAACGACUUCUACGUUAACAAGUAAUGUGGCAUAGACAACCGAUACCAUGUCUUCAAUGCCUUACGACACCAUCACAGAAAGUCUUGUUUUAUUUUUUCCCCAAUCUUCAUGACGAGUUCUGUCACAUGGGUACAAUAGGAGCACAUCAAUUCUCAGUGUUAUCUGCAGGUGCUGCCGUUAAUACAUAGGUCAGUAAUCAUAAAAUAGGCUGCAUUUUUACUUGUGGGUCUCGGGUUGGUAUGAUCAAUCAUUGGUUAUGCAAACUUUAACUACUUUCUCUAAAACAUUAAAGUGUUUUAAGCAAUUUUAUUUGACAGACUGCCACAAAUAUGUCAUCGUAUAAUCUGACAUAGUGACUUUCGUAACCAACAAUAAAAAUUGUAUGAUCUGAUCGGGGCUUUAAAAUACCAAAACAACAUUUUAGGCCUUAAAAACGUCUUAAAUUCGCUGAAAUUGCGUGUUUGUGUAGAUAAACAGGUCAAUUAAAUAAUUUUAAACAGGUCUUAAAUUUCCUCUGUUGAAGUAAAGCUAUCCAAUCUGGCCGAGAUCCAUCCAAUCACCAAUUUUUGAUUUGAUGAAACUUUUUUAUUACAAAAAGAUACAGCAAAUUCUCCAAAUUAAAAUCCCUAAACUAAAAACUGUUACACAAUUACUCACGAUAAUAACAGAGCAACAUAUCCCUUUAAGUAGUCUUACAUUUACACAAAAACUCUUUACAGAAGUAAGGGGCAGUGAACAUAAUGUUUAUAAAUAGACAUGGUUAGCUUAAGGUUUUAUAACAGAUUAUACACACAUUAGGUUGAAUAGGAGUUAUACUCAGAUGGACCAAAAGUCAACAAAUGCUUUAUAUAUUUUUGGUUAUUCAUGUAAUUUUUGUGUAAUAAAUAUACUUUUAACUAUGUUAAACUUGUCAUUAAAAAAACGAAACGUGGACUACCAAUCAAAAGUUUGGGGUCAGUAUGAUUUUUCAAUGUUUUAAUAUAAGCUGCUUCUGAUCACCAAGGCUGCAUUUAUUUUAUCAAAAAUACAGUACAAGUUGUAACAUUGUGAAAUGUUAUUGCACUGUAAAAUAACUGUUCAAAAGUAGUUGAAAUUAUAAUUUAAUCAUUUAUUCCAGUGAUUUUAAAGAUAAAUUUUCUGCUUCCU
Messenger RNA from Danio aesculapii, 4215 nucleotides. It is a transcript of the gene pip4k2ab, whose product is annotated as phosphatidylinositol-5-phosphate 4-kinase, type II, alpha b. Gene Ontology annotation, molecular function: phosphatidylinositol kinase activity. The transcript is spliced from 11 exons. The record is from RefSeq and is a predicted model, not a curated record. The coding region runs from base 643 to 1980 and encodes 445 amino acids. Gene Ontology annotation, biological process: phosphatidylinositol metabolic process. NCBI's taxonomy places the organism in Eukaryota, Metazoa, Chordata, Actinopteri, Cypriniformes, Danionidae.